CUAGUGCAGAUGACAGGAGCCAUGGCAGGGAGCCGAGUGUUGUUUGGGUUAAUAUUGUGGUUUACUUAUACAGGAAACACACACGGAUUAUAUGAAGAUCAGAUAGGGAAGUUUGACUGGGUUCAGCAGUAUGUGGGUGUGGUUGAACAUGCUGUGUUUGAUGAAUCCAGUACACCAGCACGACGGAUCAUUGUGUCUACUGCCCAGAAUGUAUUAGCUGCACUUUCACUUAAGAAUGGUGACAUAACAUGGCGUCAUGUUUUGGAGACUUCAGAUUCAGGAAAAAUUGACAUUCUGGUUAGUGAGGGGCCACAGGUGACUUCUGUGGCAGGUAAUCUGUUGCGAAGCUGGGAUGUCAUCUCUGCUGCUCUCAUUGAAGAGAUCCAGUUAGAUCAUAACCCAGUGGCUGGUGUAUUGCUGCGUGCAGUAAGUCUCACUGAUAAUGAGGUGGUUCUGGCUGAGUUGGUUGCUGGAUCUGUUAUUGUCACAACACUAGACCGAUCAUCUGGAGCUGCCCUGGACCAUGGGACAGUAGCAGCACCUUGGCUGGAUGCGGAUACCAAGUGUACUUCCAUAGAGAAGACUCUAGUGUGUGUGGAGCUGUCUCUAGGCUUAAUAUUUACACUACCACUGACCACUGCAUCACCGGACUUUACAUCACGGCCUCUAGCUUCUGUUUUCCUGGAGAAUCCUGGCACUAACCCCCAAGUAGCUCUGCAGAAGAUACCAGGAUCUAAGAGCCAUUUGAUUAUCCAGGUUGCUGGAGCUAGAAAGCUGGUUCAUGUACAUGAGAAUGGAUUGCACUUUGUGCAGGAUUUGACUGGAACCAAGGCAUCCUCUAUAACAGAAGGGGUGCUGUAUACUAUAACCCAAACAGGAAGGCUGGUGACAAUUGAAGCGGUCGAGUUAGAGUCCGGUAAUGAACUAGGAGAGCAGGGUGUGGUGGUGGAGCUGCCAUUCCAGUCUGGCACUGUCCUCUCACUUGCUGUAUAUCGCUUUGAGAGACGAGAUGGAGGCAUGGCACUCAGAGCAUUUGUCACUUGCUCAGAUCAUGCUCUUCACCUUAUCAGCAGUGCAGGAGUUGUGUGGUCAAGAGAAGAAGCUUUAGCAUCAGUGAUUGCAGUUGAAGCUGUUGACCUUCCUGUGGAUGGGGCAAACAUAAAUUACCACGAGCAACUGCCGCCUCGUACAGGCUUGGUUGGCAGCCUCGUGCACCGUGUCAGGACCCAGUGCACUCAGAUUGCUCACUGGUUCAGCUCAUUGGUUGGAAGUACAGACUCCUUUGAGGCAGCCCUUCAUGCCCUGAAACGGGAUGAACUGAACCUCAGGAAGUUGCUUGUGGUGGCUACAGGCAGUGGGAAGAUCCUGGGUGUUGACAGCUGGAAUGGGGAUGUGGUGUGGAGCAUAUAUGUGGCUCAUCUGGCUCCUCUUCAAGGCAACAAGCUGUUACUCUAUUCCCAGCGCACUUCAGCACAUUUUCCUCUCCACCCACAGUGUGUUGUGGUUGGGAGACACAGGGUGACAGGUGAAGGCCUUCUUGUUGUGUUUAAUCCCAUCUCUGGCACAGCAAUUGGAGAUAGGGGAGGAGUCAUCCCUCUGGGCUACCAACUUACUCAAGCAUUACCUAUGCAUCAUGCCGAUGAACAGUACCUCAAGCCUUUGAUGUUGGUGGACACAGCACUCAUCCCCCACAUGUUCCCAUCCAGUGGAGAAAAAGUUGUAUUAGAGCACAAAGACACCAUCUUCCUUCAUUUGACUCGACCUGGUAGUAGUGUCCUUACAGGAUACUCUUUAAGAUUUUCUCAACCAGGGGCACUAACCCUUACAGAAGUGUGGACAGUCUCUUUAGGAGGUGGACCAAUUACAGGUGUGUAUGGAAAACUUGCCUCAGAGAAGGUACAUUCCCCUGGAAGAGUUUUGGCUGACCGCUCUGUGCUCUACAAAUAUGUCAAUCCCAACCUGGCUGUUGUCACCACUCAAGGUUAUGACCAUGUUAACAAAAACACAUUGACUUUGUAUUUGGUGGAUACAGUCACUGGUGCAGUCAUUGAGUCUGUCUCCCACAAGAAAGUGUCAGGACCAAUUCAUAUUAUUCAUUCAGAAAACUGGGUUGUAUAUACCUGUUUCAAUGAUAAAUACAGACGUUUUGAGGUAACUUCUUUGGAGCUUUUUGAAGGCUUAAGUCAAGUUAAUGCUACAGCUUUUUCAUCAUUUGGAGGUCGAGCAACUCCACCAAUCUUAGAGCGUCAGGCUUAUAUUUUGCCAAUUGGGGUACAGGCUACAGCACAUACGACAACAGAGAAGGGCAUCACAACCAAGUUUAUUUUGUUUGCUCUGCAGUCUGGAAAUGUUAUACAGAUGUCAAAAUGGUUACUUGAUCCCCGCCGUCCCAUGACUGGUGGUCCACGUGAAGAGGGUCUCAUGCCAUACAUGCCAGAACUACGAAUUUCACCUCAUGAGAUGAUUACCUACAAUCAUACCCUCCCUCGUAUCUCAGCUAUCCAUACUGCACCUACUGGAUUGGAAUCUGCAUGCUUGGUCCUUGUCUGUGGCCUAGACUUGUUCUACACCCGCGUUUUCCCAAGCAAGAUGUUUGAUGUAUUAAAAGAUGAUUUCGACCACUACCUGAUAGGUGGGGCUCUUCUGGCACUAGUUGCUGCUGCUCUAAUCACAAGGAAGUUAGCUCAGAAAAAAGCACUCAGGCAAGCUUGGAAGUAACAUUUAUCCCUUUGAUUGAAAGGAAAGUGUAAACAGCACAUAUAAUAAAUGAACUGGUCAAAAUGUAUAAAUUCAAGAGGAGUGGAGUUUCUCUUGUGCCACAUCUUUAACAUAAACUUCAAGUCCUCCCAGGUGUCAAUGUUGUAUGUGUUAAGAAAGUAUCAGGCAUUUGUGAAUAUUCAAGAACCUUUAAUAGUUUGUGGUGAAACUGUGUGUAUAUACAUUUAAAACAAUGAUAAUAAUGUGUACAGUAUAGUGAUGUGAUACAGUCAUUGCUGGUAUGUACUAAGCUUAGCAAGUCUUUAAGAGCUUUUAAUAGUCGUGUUUUGAAAGGUGGCAAAUUUCUCAAUGACUUAUAUGGGUAAGUACUCGUUUGAGCCAUUUUAUAAAUAAGUGGGUUGAUGCAUCAGUGUUUUAGUUACCAAAAUUAUAUUUGAGUUACAGCUAAUUGUGUACAUAAUGGAUGUUGCUGUCCUGUUGUUACCGUUUGUAUAUCUGUUGGUAAUAAGUUAAAAUUUUUGUAAAUAUUUUCAGUGCUUAAUUAUAAAUGGUUCUGUGUUAAGCAUAAAAAUUGAAGUAGAGUAUUGCCACUAGCCCACUACAGAACAAGAACAGCUGGCAUAAGAGAUGUUAAUUGUACACCCAAGGUGGUGUUAAGUUAUGAUGCAAAUAUUGUACUGUACUGUAUAUUGUUGGUAUAAUGUGUCCUGAAUCUGUUGUUUAUGUUUGUUAUUUGCUGAUUAGGAGAAUAUCUGGUAGUAGAAAAUUAUUUUAAUAAGCUGAGUAUUUAUGGGUUGACUUUGCCUUUGAAAUAGUCUUUUGAAGUAGAAUAAAUGAUACCCACAGCAGGAUUUUGUAUUGAUGUUAUUUUAACCUUUGAGGUUUCCUUUUAUCAUUGUACCUCUGGUAAUGAUACUGACAACUGUCAUCUUAAGUGAAUAUAUAUAGUAUAUAUACACACAGUAUAUAUCUUCUUGUCUAAGGAAGUUUUUCUUUUUUAGACUGAACAGGAAUCUACCUCUCACUUUAUGUAAUUAAUUCUGUAUCCCACAUUGAAGGAGCAACAGCUCAUGGAGGACUUUCCUUAAGAUUAGUUAGUUGUCAUUUCCACACCGCAAACUUUGAACAGACAAAUAAUGGAAGCACUAAAUGAAGAACAAAGUUAUUAAACUAUAAUAUGAAACUCAACUACUGGCACUUGAAGAAAUGAGAAUGAAGGUUGUUAUCGGGUAUACACAAGGGUGAAACUAAACUAAUGAUACACUGAGAAAGACAGAAAAGUAGGUGUAAGAGUAGUAGUAUUAAUGGUGAGAAGAUAAGAAAAGUUAAUAUGCUGUGUGAAAUUAUAUUUUUAAGAAAAGAACCACUUGUAGGAAAUAUGGUGAUUGUGUCAUCCAUUGUAAUGCUCUAUUGGGCUAUGAAUGAACUGGUCUACUGUGUAUUUCAUCAAAUUUGGUUAAUAUUUACGUUACAACACAAAUACUCAUGAAUCUACCAAAUCAUGGGACCAAUAGUGUGGUACAAUUUUUAAUUUGUUGGAACAGUACAUGAAGUGUACAGUAUGAUUACCUGUCAUAAUUGAACCAUUGUACAUGUAUGUUUUAAACAAUUAAGUUUUUGGUAACACCUCACCCAAUUUGGUUUAUACAAUACUGUACUUGUAUUUGAAAUGUACAGUAGAGGUAUUGUUUAUAGUAACUUGCACAAGUUUACCAUAAAACUAGCUGGUCUUCCAACAGCGUUUAAAAAAUAAUUUUAAUAUACAGUAAACUAAAAAUUUCACACUGAAAAUAAGAAAUUUCCAAUAUUCUCUUCUAAAUACUGUAUUGAAAGCAUAAAUUAAUUCACAGCCAUGUAGUGGAUGAUGUGCAUGAUUGUAUUUGUGUACCUAAUGGCUUUACUGUAACUUUUAUUGGCUGCCAUGUGAACAGCUGCACUGCAGGUCAUCAUUCAUAUAAUGUCUCUUUUAUUGUUUUAAUUUCAAUGUGCAUAGUUGUUGAUGGAGCAUUUUAAAUAAGAGAUUUAUUUUAACAUGUGUUAGUGACACUAAGUCAAUCUCAUUUUAUGCUUUUAAUAUUGUUAUUUUCCGUUUAUAUUUUAUUAUUUCUAUAACUUAAUCCUCUUUUCUAGCUUUAAACUUGCCCUUUCUUCCUUGUGUGUGCUGUACUGUCAUUGCCAGUCUGUAUUCUUUUCUCACAUUCCCAUUUCUAAGUGCAAGCAGAUGCCAUACCUUUCUCCAGUUUUAUAGUCAAACCAGUGUAAAUUAUUCUUUAAGAUACCAGUAAUGGCUCAAGUAUUGUUGCUGAGAUGCAGAUACAGUGAUGGCCAAAAAUUUUUGGAAAUGGAUCUGAAUGUUGAAUCCCAUGCUGAAUAUAGGAAGAAGGAAUUUUUGUAAAGAAAAAUGAUCAGUACCAGGUAGACAAUGAGCCAUGGAUGGAGUUAUCCUUUAUGCCAUUUCAUUGAAGAACUCUCAGCACUAAGGAAGGCCUCACCCAGCAGUGAACUGAUAUGAGUGGGAAAUUUAUAUUACAAGUAUAAAUUAGGUAAUGUUUAAAGUGAUUUGUAUUAUUAUUUUUCCUUGAUGCAUUAAAGAUUUGGGAAGAACAUGUAUACAUAUUAUUUAUGUAAAUAUGAAAUAGGAGUUAUUCCUGUAGUGGGGUAUUUUAUUUAUACUGUACAUGUACUGUUAUCCUUCCUAGAGAUACUAAAAUAUCGAUGGUAAUUCAACUAAGGGUUUACUGCCAUUAUUUUUUGUUGUGUGUGUUAGCUAUUCAUGUGUGUGACUUACAUAAGAACCUGUAAAUAUUUUAUCUCCUAUAUGAAUUUUGUGAUGGAUGCUAUUUGUUUAGACAUGACCUAAGAAUACCCGAAGACAUUUUCUCUGAAACACUUUUAUUGACUGUGUGUGUGAAUCUUUUAAUGGACAUGUUUCCUCUGUAUAACUGGGUCUGUUUCCUGGGUUUGGACUUUUGAAAGGUUCUGAUUGAUUGUUGACUGAGAAGUUUCCACACCAAGAAAUUUAUAGACCACAAGAUUUCAUUCAUAUAUUGAUCAAACAUUUAAUCUGACAGUAAAAGAAGUUUUAUACUCAUCAUCAUCAACGUUUUAUGGUCAUUUUCCACACUUAUAUGGGUUUGCCGUAAAUACCCGAUGGCAGCUCUCCAUACUAAUUACCCAAUUAUAUAUGACAGUGAAGGAAAGUUUAUACUAUAUAUAGAAGUGAAUUUGUUCUGGUAGAUGUUGCCUAUUGGGUACUUACAUUUUUCUUGGACUGUGUGAUAGUGUCUGUUAGUACAUAUAUGUCAAACAUGACUGAGAAGUAUACCAGCAGGUAUAUUGUGCAUUAUAUGAUCUUUAUUCAUUUUGUAAAUAUAAGUGUGCUUUAAUUUUUUUUAAGGACACUAAAGUGAAUGCAGUCAUAAGAGGAAGUUCAUAUACUGUACCAUGGAAUGUAAUGUAUUUGAUUUAGUAGAGAGAAAACUGUAAAGGGUGCAGUAUGACUAAGACAAUCUGACACUAUGGAUGCAUUAAAUGAUAUUUUUCUUCAAGAUGAGUAUAUACCUGAUUGGCAUCAUAAUUUGCAGAUGUAUAAAAUUAUCCAGCUGGAGAAAUUAACAGUAUAAUUUUGGCUUGCCAGAAUUUGCACAGUAAGAAAUAAUGGUAACAAAAAAUAUUGGUUAUAAUAUUGCUGACAAAAUACUGUAGGUGUUGGUGAGCUGGGAUCGGAGUGAUAUCCAAAAAAUAUGAAUUUUUUUUAAUAAUUUGGGAGAUUCUCUAUAAACUUACAUGAAGUAGAAAUUAAGAAAAGUAGAAUCUAUGUGGGAGAAAAAUCACAUAAUGAAUAUAUGUACAAAUGAUGAAAAAAUGACAGAAUGCUGCUGUAAAUUUAUAUAAAAUGUUCAUUAUCCAAGAGUUAAAGUGAAGUAGUUAAGUGUUACAUUCAUGAUCUCAAAUAGGCUUCACAAAGUCAGACUCAUUUGAAUGAUGUAAUGCAACUGUUUUAUAAGAGUACAUGCAGAAUGGUUAUUAAAUGGUAUUGUGGUGUUACUUUGGCAAUAUAUAAAAUAGGAAAAGUU
This is a messenger RNA of Homarus americanus (American lobster), 6794 nucleotides long. It is a transcript of the gene EMC1, whose product is annotated as ER membrane protein complex subunit 1-like. The transcript has 17 exons. NCBI's taxonomy places the organism in Eukaryota, Metazoa, Arthropoda, Malacostraca, Decapoda, Nephropidae. Gene Ontology annotation, biological process: protein folding in endoplasmic reticulum. The coding region runs from base 10 to 2718 and encodes 902 amino acids. The record is from RefSeq and is a predicted model, not a curated record. Gene Ontology annotation, cellular component: EMC complex.